GCGGCAUCUCAGUUGGAAUUGGAACCGUCAAAGUAAGGUGCUUCAGGAAGUGUUUCGAAGAGUGAUAAAUCAGUGCAUACUGGAAUGUGUUUGAAUCUGUCACAUGAAUGAAAAUUAGAACUAAUUAAUAACACCCAGUUUAUCUCGAACCUACCGAAACCAGUGACCACACCACACAAAAUGAAACAUAUCUGCUCCACGUCACUGAUCGUUUCGCUAUUGGUCAUUUUCACCGAUGCUCAAACUUUCCAGUACUCACGCGGCUGGACUAAUGGGAAGCGGUCGGGUUCGGAACCCGGCGGAACCGUGACCGGUCCGGCGAUGGUUCCCCGUUUCAACAUCGCACUGGAUAAACCGAACGAUAAGCUGUUGGUGCAACGUUUCCUGAAGGCACCGUGCGACAUUCGGUUAGCGAAUGCCCUGGUGAUGCGAAACCGAGAACUACUGCAACAGUUGGGCAACGAUCCGGACACGAUGACCAUCCUGUACGAUUCGGCCAGUGGCUCCGAAACGGAUCCCAGUGAUGUAUUGCGCUUUAAGCGAGACAUCCCAAUCGAUCUGGAUAACGCCGGUGGUUUAGCCAGGUUUUAAGCGAAUCGAAUCCGGAACUCGUUAGGUUCGAUCGAUGCAUCAGGAGAGGAAGUUUGGUCCUGUCGCGAAAAUCGUUCUAUUGUUUCAGUUUAAAAUUUUUUUUUGCUCUCUCUCGUGAUGACAGUUGCUGCUACGACGCGAACAAUGACAACAACCACAACAAUAACUAAAACAACAGGGUGAACCAUUAAAUCCAGAGAUGCCAGGUAAAAAAUUCAAAUAUCUGCAGACAGGGUCUGUAAAUCUGAAAAAAAAUCUGCAGUCAGCAAAUACGUCUUGCUGGCAGCAAUUUCUCUAUAGAGUAUGACACGCAAAACUGACUUGGCGAGCAAAAAAAAAAAAAAAGGUCACGGAAAUUUCAAAAGUCUGUACAUAUAGACAAAAGUCUGCGAGAAUUUCAAAAAUCUGCAAAAGUCUGCGAGAAUUUCAAAAGUCUGUAAAAGUCUGCACAACUAAAAAUGUCUGCAGCACUACACCCAAAAUCUGCAGAUUUACAGACAAAUCUGCAGACCUGGCAUCUCUGAUUAAAUCUUGACUGUGUGUGAUCUGACAGAUCGUUUCGAGGCGAAAAUCAUCGAGCAUGUUUACAGUAAUUGUGGAAUUAGAAGUUUCACAAAGUAUAAGAUAUAUCCAAAUAUUAAAAUACAUUCUUAAAGUUCAA
Malaya genurostris is the source of this 1252-nucleotide messenger RNA. RefSeq names its product pro-corazonin-like. The record is from RefSeq and is a predicted model, not a curated record. Gene Ontology annotation, molecular function: corazonin receptor binding. The coding region runs from base 181 to 591 and encodes 136 amino acids. Gene Ontology annotation, biological process: positive regulation of heart contraction. The transcript has 2 exons. NCBI's taxonomy places the organism in Eukaryota, Metazoa, Arthropoda, Insecta, Diptera, Culicidae.